This is a messenger RNA of Vicia faba (fava bean), 348 nucleotides long. NCBI's taxonomy places the organism in Eukaryota, Viridiplantae, Streptophyta, Magnoliopsida, Fabales, Fabaceae. The record is from the annotation of a GenBank genome assembly.
AUGGCAAAUUUGCCUAGGAUAUUAUUUCCAACAAUUAUCAUAUCCAUUACUCUUUUAUCAUUUUUCACUAGCAAUACCAAAACAGUUUCAGGUCGAUCUGCUUCCUUCAUAAAGCCUCAAACAAAAGAGGUUUCACUUCAGAAACCAACAUGCAUGAAACAUGGAUGUGUCGAGGACUUGCCGAAUAAUCUAAGAUUAAGUUCAUCUCUUCCUCCUAGUUUUCAUCGAAAAGCCAGAGUAAGAUUGGAAGAUAUAAAUCCAAGACAUUACAAUUACUUUCAACGUUAUAAUGAUGAUGAAAUUACAAGACUCGUUCCAGGAGGUCCUAAUCCACUUCAUAACCUUUAA